Messenger RNA from Amblyraja radiata (thorny skate), 504 nucleotides. Its product is annotated as radiation-inducible immediate-early gene IEX-1-like. Gene Ontology annotation, biological process: negative regulation of apoptotic process. Bases 34 to 504 code for a protein of 156 amino acids. NCBI's taxonomy places the organism in Eukaryota, Metazoa, Chordata, Chondrichthyes, Rajiformes, Rajidae. The transcript has 2 exons. The record is from RefSeq and is a predicted model, not a curated record.
UUGAAGGACGGCAUCAGUUGAUGGGACCUUCCAAUGAUGCAUUCUGCACUAGUGCAACCCAUCUGCUUCCCGUUGCCCAGUGAUAGAAAGAAGGCACUUCGCAAACUGAACACCCGACGAAACACUGAGCCCGAGGUCUUCACAUUCGACCCGAUCCCAUCGCCCACGUAUGGACGCAAGUACAAGAGGCGCUCAUUGAAAAUCCUUUACCCGAUAUACCAGCCCCGGAAGACCAUCCCAGCUGAGAAGGAUGUGGUGAAGAGGCUUCUGCUGUUUCUCCUCUCCAUUGUUGCUCUGCAGGUCUACCUCACGCCAGUGGCCCACCUGGAUGAGCGAUUGCCGGUCCCUGAGAGACAGGAGUUGGGACUGAAGUGCGAGAGCUUCCUCCACCCUUGGCCACUCUGGAUGGGCUAUUCCACCACCAGCGCUUUGUGUAGCUCACCGCAACAAGUCCAGGUGAAUAUUACCUGCCCGACCGUCCACACUUCCCACAUUGGUACCUGA